Otolemur garnettii (small-eared galago) is the source of this 1166-nucleotide messenger RNA. RefSeq names its product cysteinyl leukotriene receptor 2 (gene CYSLTR2). Bases 121 to 1164 code for a protein of 347 amino acids. Gene Ontology annotation, cellular component: plasma membrane. The record is from RefSeq and is a predicted model, not a curated record. Gene Ontology annotation, molecular function: leukotriene receptor activity. Gene Ontology annotation, biological process: G protein-coupled receptor signaling pathway. The transcript is spliced from 2 exons. Lineage: Eukaryota; Metazoa; Chordata; Mammalia; Primates; Galagidae.
UUACUGUUUCACUUAUUAUUUUAAAUGAUCAAUCUGAGUUACUUGGAGGAGAAACACAGGAAAGAGAGGAGCAGAAGCCCAGGCAGCUGAGAGACAGACGUUCAGACCUGAAAGAAACUUAUGUUUUUGCCUACACUCAUCUCCACAUCAGAAAUGGAACCAAAUAGCACCUUCAACAACAACAACAAUGACAACAAUAACAACAAGAACGAGAAUUGCACAGUUGAAAACUUUAAAAGAGAGUUUUACCCAGUUAUAUACCUGAUAAUAUUUGUUGGAGGAACCUUGGGAAAUGGCCUCUCCAUAUAUGUCUUCCUGCAGCCUUACAAGAAGACUACAUCUGUGAAUGUUUUCAUGCUGAACCUGGCCAUUUCGGAUCUCUUGUUCAUAAGCACGCUUCCCUUCAGGGUUGACUAUUACCUUAGAGGCUCUAACUGGAUAUUUGGGGACCUGGCCUGCAGGAUUAUGUCUUACUCCUUGUAUGUCAACAUGUACAGCAGCAUUUAUUUCCUGACUGUGUUGAGUGUGGUGCGUUUCCUGGCAACUGUUCACCCUUUUCGGCUUCUCCACAUCUCCAGCAUCAGGAGCGCCUGGAUCCUGUGUGGGAUCAUAUGGAUCUUCAUGAUGGCUUCCCCAACAGUGCUCCUGAAGAAUGGCUCUGAGCAGAAGGGCAAUGUUACAUUAUGCUUAGAGCUGAAUGUCAGUAAAAUCACUGAAUUGCAGAUCAUGAACUAUGUUGCCUUGGUGAUGGGCUUCCUGCUUCCAUUCUUCACACUCAGCAUCUGUUACCUGAUGAUUAUUCGAGCCCUAUUAAAAGUGGAGGUCCCAGAAGCAGGGCUACGAGUUUCUCACAGGAAGGCUCUGACCACCAUCAUCAUUGCCUUGAUCAUCUUCCUUCUGUGUUUCCUGCCCUACCACACGCUAAGGACCCUCCACCUGGUCUCAUGGAAAGUGGGUAUAUGCAAAGAAGGGCUGCAUAAAGCUGUGACUGUCACACUGGCCUUGGCAGCAGCCAAUAGCUGCCUUAAUCCUUUGCUCUAUUACUUUGCUGGGGAGAAUUUUAAGGACAGAUUAAGAGCUGCACUUAGAAAACAUUCACAGAAGGCAAAGAUGAAGUGCAACUUUUCUGUCUGUGUGUGGUUGAAAAACGAAACAAGAGUGUAAGG